AUGAAUGUGCCGACAAGUAAAAUUGCAUUAGAAAACAAUGGAGUGAUGUCGUCAAAAUGGAUUUUUUUAUUUGCUACUCUGACAAUUUCGAAAGCAACGAAUGUCUUUGAUCUUGUGGAAUAUUACAAACUGCCUCCAUUAUACACGGAAGAGGAUUACAAUCGAUGUCUCUUUGAGACGAAAAACGAAUCUGUUUAUUGUUCUGCCGUAACGGUCAUCAAGCCAGACAACUCAUCACCGGUAUGGAAAUUAAUUGAAGAAUAUUCGAGUGAUCGCAUAAAGCACUUCAGACACGACAUUUUCUACAAUGGAAUUUGCGUAAAUUGGUGCCGGCAAAAACUCGAAAAGCACGACGGAGACACAAAUGACUUGUACGAGAGAGCUUUCGAGGUAGAUCACGAGUAUUAUAAUCAGAUUUUUGCAAAUCAGAGUUUUAAUGCGAUGCGGUAUAAAUAUGACGAUUUGAUCAACAAGUGCGUGAAUUUGUAUCUCAAGACGAAAUAUGGCUUGCGGGGGUACUCGACGGUGGUGUCAUGCAGUUCGAAUAGAGAAAAUGAUGAUAUUGAUGUUAAAUUAUUUUUUAUGAAUACUGCAUUUUUUGCAUUGUUAUCCGUUAUUGUGGCUGUUGUGAUGACCGGCACGUACUAUCAUUACGUUUGUCAAAUUUUAGCAAUUCGUGAAAUGCUCAUGGAAAUUUUCUCGCUGCAGCGCAACUACAGACGUCUGGUGUCCGUUCCAACGAACAAAUUGGGCCGCGAACUACGUUACCUGCAAGCUAUUCGUUACAUUUUCAUGUUUGUUAUUAUUUUCGGUCAUUUAACAUACUUAUUCACCCGCGUUCCAAUCGCCAACACGCAAUACUAUGAGCAAAAAUAUUACACAAUUUUGGGAAUGUUACAGUUGAAUGGAUCACAUGUCGUUCAAACUUUCUUCUUAAUUAGUGGACUGCUGAUGGGAUUGGCUUUUAAAGACAUCAUCACAAAGGAUAAAUUUUCAUUUUCUUACUCACUGACGCCUGUUUAUGCGAUUGUCUUGUUCUACGAAACGACAUCAGUAUUGAGACCAAGCUCGCGACAUCCAUUCUGGGAAGGUAGAGUAGCUAUUGAACGAGAACAGUGUCAACAAAAUUGGUGGCUUAACGUUUUGUAUAUCAAUAACAUCUUCAAUAUUCCCUUCACAUGUAUGCCUCACACAUGGUUCCUAGCAUCCGAUUUUCAGGCAUUUAUUUAUGGAUUAGUCUUCAUAAUGCUCGCCUGGAGAUAUCGGGACCUCAAAAGGCUCAUAUUGUCCAUUGGGGGAGUGUUAAUUAUUUUGAUGCCAGCGGCCGUUACUUACGCGAGAGGCUACACUGCAAUUUAUAUGGCAUCGCCAGAAGACUACAAAUAUCACUUGCUGCAAGACGCUUUCCAACAUUAUUAUGUGCCUUUUUACACAAACGCCGGCAAUUAUUAUCUCGCGAUGCUCGUUGGACUGCAUUACGAUCUCUUGAAAAGUCCCGUUGUCAUUAAAUGGCUAAAGACGCCUGCCAUGUUUAUCUUUUAUUUUCUGUUUCCCCUUGGGUCAAUUCCGUUUUUCUCGUGCUACAUUUUCUACAACUACGACAUCGACGAGACAGCUUGGUGGAUUGGUGCAUGGACAACUGUCGCAAAGCACUUCUGGGGAAUAUUGGCUUUCUCGGUUGUUUUUGUGUUUGCCAAUAAUUUUGACAAAAAUAACUUCUUUUCAAUUUUCUUGCGGAAAAUCUUGCAUUCACCGAUUUGGCAGCCACUAGUAUUUAUCUAG
Messenger RNA from Culicoides brevitarsis, 1782 nucleotides. RefSeq lists its product as uncharacterized. Lineage: Eukaryota; Metazoa; Arthropoda; Insecta; Diptera; Ceratopogonidae. The transcript is spliced from 11 exons. The record is from RefSeq and is a predicted model, not a curated record. Bases 1 to 1782 code for a protein of 593 amino acids. Gene Ontology annotation, molecular function: acyltransferase activity, transferring groups other than amino-acyl groups.